UGGGGCCCAACCAAAUCUCUGCCCUGAGAUCCAGGCAACAAAGCCGUCGUUGGCUUCUUUUUGAUUGGGUGGUGUACUUGUCCGUGAGCCUGGGCGACGAAUAGGCUCCGCACCUCGGGAUCCACCAUCGGAAAUGCGCUCACGUUGUGCCGAUCCACCGCGCUGUGCCAGCCCCGACCCGCCUGUACUCGCUACCCUCCUCCUUCAGCACGAGCCUGCUUCGCCGAGCGACCGUCAUACUGGCCUCCAGGAGAAGGAAAGACCGUGGCACGGCCGAGAGAGCAACGGUGGCCCAACGGAAGAAGAACAGGCUCUUUCACAAAUGACUGAAGCAAAUCACCCGCACCGAAAAAUAGGAGGAAAAAUCUCGAAAGCCAGUUAUUGUCCAGUGAUUUGAUGACCGACGGGAAUGAAAUUUAGAGCCGCUCUCUUAUCCAGCAACAUUUCAUCCGCCACCGUGGAGCACAAGGGGGAUAAGAGUCUGACUUCUUUUGAUAGCCAUCUUUUUAAGACAAAAGGGAGCAGUCAAGUGUUAUAACUUCACACAGAGACGAACCGACGGUGCUGCGCUGCCCCCUAUGGCUAAAGCAGGGAAGAUGUGGAGCAGCCUGCGCAGCCGCUGCCACACCCUCCUCCACCUGGACGGGCCCUGCGAGGCCAUGGACGUGGGCCCCUGUGGCAGCGCCGCGUCCCGGGCAGGCUGCUCAGGCGAGCCCCAGGCUUUCCGGGCCUCCAGCCCCGCGCGGAGCCUCUCCCCCUUAACCCCUCUGGUGGUGCCCAGACGUGGCGUCGGCAUCGGCAGCGGGCACAACUGCGUGACGGACGGCCCCCAAAUCCUGGAGAUCACACUGGACAGGGACGGCGAGGACUUGCGGCGGGGGCCCGGCGGCGCCACCUUGGGGCGUAGGGACUCGUACUCGCGCCACGCGCCCUGGGGCGGCAAGAAGAAGCACUCCUGCUCCACCAAGACCCAGAGCUCCCUGGAGGCCGAGCGCAGGGUGGGGGGCCGCGCCUCGCGGGCCGCGGGCAGGCGAGAGAGGCGCUACGCCGUCAGCUCCAUCCAGGAGAUGGCUGAGCCUGGUGGCGGAGGUGGUGGAGGAGGAGGUGACAGGGGAGGGGGGUCGUCAGGGGCGGCGGGCCGCAGCCUGAGUGCCCGCUCCCUACGCCAGCGCCUCCGGGACACCAUGGGCUUGUGCCUCCCUCUGUCGCCCCGCAGGCGGUCGCGCUCCACCUCCUCCAAGCCUGCCUCCUGCUCCCUCACCUUCUCCACCGUCUCCUCGGCCUCCUCGGCCUCCUCUUCCUCCUCCUCCGCCUCCUCGGCCGCCUCCUCCUCCUGCACCUCCUCCUCCUCCAAGCGGAAGAUCCACCUGACGGAGCUGAUGCUGGAGACGUGCCCCUUCCCGCCGGGCUCGGACCUGGCCAACAAGUGGCACCUGAUCAAGCAGCACACGGCGCCCGUCACGCUGCAGGCCUCCAGCGCCCUCUUGACCUCCGACCCCUCGGAGGCCGGAGCAGCGUCCGCCAACGCAGCCGGACACUCGCAGAUGGCAGCGGAGGACGAGGAGGAGCGCAUGCGCGAGCGCCGGCGAAUCAGCAUCGAGGAAGGCGUGGACCCGCCCCCCAACGCCCAGAUCCACACCCUGGACGCAGGCCUUCCCCCCAGCUCGGCCUCCUCCUCCUCCAUCUACAAACUGGGACCAAGGAUGGCGCCGUCCUGCGGCGGCCUUAGCGACGCUAGCUGUGGCAGCGGUGCGGGAGGAGGAGUAGGCGUAGGGGAGUCGGCGUCGACCACAGCCCUGCGGGGUAACCUGGGGGGCAUGGUGACGUCGGGGAGCGUGCUCGGCGGGCUGGUGGCGCAGGCUCUCUCUGGCCUGUCUGCCUCGUCAUCCUUCUCCCACCCGCCCGUGUCGGAGGACUGCGACUCCGAAGAGGAUACGACAACGCUGUGCUUGCAGGCGCGGCGGCCCAAGCAGAGGCACGCGUCUGGCGGCGGGGACGGCCACUCGUCGCGGCAGGGCGGCAGCGGUAGCGGCGGAGGCGCUGGGGGCUCGUCGUCGUCGAGCGGCGGCGGCGGCGGGCCCUGGAAGGUGCACACGCAGAUCGACUACAUCCACUGCCUGGUGCCGGACCUGCUGCGCAUCGCGGCGCUGCCCUGCUACUGGGGCGUGAUGGACCGCUACCAGGCGGAGGCGCUGCUGGACGGCCGGCCCGAGGGCACCUUCCUGCUGCGCGACUCGGCCCAGGAGGACUACCUCUUCUCCGUCAGCUUCCGGCGCUACAACCGCUCGCUGCACGCGCGCAUCGAGCAGUGGAACCACAACUUCAGCUUCGACGCGCACGACCCCUGCGUCUUCCACGCCUCCACGGUCACGGGCCUGCUGGAGCACUACAAGGACCCCUCGGCGUGCAUGUUCUUCGAGCCGCUGCUCACCACGCCGCUGCACCGCACCUUCCCCUUCGGGCUGCAGGCGCUGGCCCGCGCCGCCAUCUGCCAGCGGGUCUCGUACGACGGCAUCGCGGCACUGCCCCUGCCGCCCGCGCUGCAGGACUUCCUCAAGGAGUAUCACUACAAGCAGAAGGUGCGCGUGCGGUGGCUGGAGCGGGAGCUGCCCAUUCGGGGCAAAUGAACAAGAGGCACCCCAAUUGUGGGUCGCCGUGCGCUUUUAAAAAAAAAAAAAGGAGUGGUGAUGGUGGUGGUGGUCGUGGAAAAGGGAGGAUGUAGGGGGUUGAGUCUCUGAGUCCCCUGACUAACAGAGCAUCGGAGCAGAUUACGAGUGUGUGAUGUCGAUUGCGAGGCUUGUGUUUUCCAGAACUUCACUCUGUGUUCCAGACUUUUCGAGGGUGGCUGGUGGGGACGGGGAAAGAUCCUGAAAGCGACUGUUAGUAACCUUGUCACCCCCACCUCCAGUCCCUGUGGACACAAACACUCUCUCCCACACACACACACAUGCGCGCUCACACACACACACACACACACACACACACACACACACACACACACAGACAAAUACACUGUCUUGUUGCUCUCACACACACUCUAAUACAAGCGCACUCCACGCCACCUCACCCCAGCAGGAGCAGAAAGGGUCAAGAGCCACCAGCCUCGCAAGAAAGUGUGCAUUACCAAGAGACAUGCUGUGGACAUGCGGACAAUUCUCACACACAUCACACACCUCUUUUAAUCUCCUGUAUUCUAACCAUAACUCAAGUCACAUGGAACACACAGUUUAUGGGUGGACUUUCAUACAGUACAGACAUACUACCCGUAGUAACAACGCUCUUUUUUUAUUUCCUUCAUCGUUUUUGUUUUGUUUUGUUUUAUUCUUUUUUUAAAUCCAACCGUUAAUUUGGGAAGGCAAAAACCCAUUCUUUUACUUCAUUAUUUUUUUUUCUAAAUGGAUAACUCUUCUGUGUUUUUCUCUCAGUUUUUUUUUUUUGCCUCUCUUUCUCUGUGCUAACACCCCCUCCCCCAUUCGCCUAUCUGCCAAAAAAAAACGUCUCAAAAGAGUGUCACUCUUCCGCUUCGACUGUGUGACAAAUGGCCAUCCCCAUCAUUCCCACGCACGUUCCAUCAUGUGGCUUAAGCCAAACGGCUCUGGCAUUUCGCUAGCUGAUAAGACGCCUAGUUAAAAGGACACUGCAAUGCCUGCCUGCUGCGCUAGCCGGUACAGUUAGACGAGCUGUCUUUUGCAAAGCAGCGGACACUUGAAAGCCUGCAAUACUAGACAAGCUGUCUUUGCAAACAGUCAAGUCAGACACGUUUGGCCUGGACGUGACUUUUUAGACGCAGCAUGACUUGUAGUAGAUCUAACUUCCAGGAUUUAACACGACUUAGCAGAGGGGUCAAGUCUCCCUGUGUUUUUUGCAGUUCAGUCCUGUCCAGUGUCCAUUUCUUGACUUUUAGUGGUACUAGAGGUAGUACUAACUAACCCAGGACAUCUGAGAGGACCCAUGGUGGAGAUCUCGAUGUUAGGCUUUGUUCUGAAAGCACAACGCUCCUGUUUAACAGAAUGGAAUGAAAACAUGUAGUGGGGAAAAAAUGUGGUUUUGUGUUAAAACGAAAACAGAGAGAGAAGAAGUUGCAAGGUUUUUUUUAUUGCACUCUGCAUUUGUCAGACUUGGGAACAGUGAUUUGCUUGAAGGGAUCUGACCUGACCAGAGGCCCAAGUCACUGCUAUUUUGCUCCGGAAGGUUCUAUACAGUGUUAACUGAAACCGGUAGAGCUCCUUUGGCAUGGCCAGUGUGCGUACUGUACGUCGUAGUCAGAUUUAGCAAGAGGCGGCUUCAUGGGUGGGGUUGAACACUUUGGGGAUGUCCUCGGUGAGCAUAUCCUAUUUUAUUCCAUCCAGGGAGAGCAAAGCUGACACAGUAUGUGCUAGUCAACAUAGGGUAACACUUUAUUGGGUGUGGUCGACAUACGGGUGUCGUGUAACCAUGAACAAGAACAUGACACAUGUCAGGACACAUUGAAGACACAAUAUUGAUGUUGUCAUGAUGUGUCAUUCGGUAUUUGGGAUGUCAAGCUGACAUUUGUUGUAAAUCACAUGGGGCAGCCAUGGCUCAGUGGUUAGAGCACUGGCCUUAAGAUCAGAGGGUUGCAGGUUCAAAUCCCACCCUUACCAGCACCUUCAUCCAUGGCUGAAGUGCCCUUGAGCAAGGCACCUAACCCCACAUUGCUCCAGGGCCUGUAACCAAUACCCUGAACCUUAAUAAGUGUAAGUCGCUUUGGAUACAAGGGUCAACUAAGUGUAAUGUAAAAUGUAAUGAUAAAUGUUCACAACACUGUUCAUUCUCCCAGUUGUAUAAUGGCACGACGUUUCGGACCACAGUCCUUCAAGUGCAACAGUGUUGCCGACGUUUAUCAUUUACCUCAGUUAUUUUGUUUUGUCCAGCACCUGUGCCACUGAUUCUCUGUGUUCUUGAAGUUGACAUCUGGUGCCAUGACAUUACAAAAACUGAAUGGCACAUUAUAACAACGCAGUCAUAAUGUCCGAUAGUCACCUGUGGACAAUACAUUAUCCCUUACAUCAUGAGUAAUUGAUGUUCUUGACAUGUGUCAAUCAUGUCAUUCUUAUGACGUUUACAUGACACCCUUACAUAGACCACAAUAAAAUGUCAGAUGUGCAUAGCGCCAGUCGGUAUUACUUCUGUAUGCCUCGCCGUCACCAUGCUUUGUAAAGCACAAAUAGGUUAUUCUAGCAGCAGCAGCACCACACACAUACAGUGUAUCGAGUGCUUUAGAAACAGAGCAUCUAUCUGCAUAGUCAUAGCUGUUUUUUCACUGUGCUAGCCUAUCAGAGGCUCUCCUCUACAGAAGCAUUUCAGACGUGCCUGUCAUGUCAUGUUAUACUAACUACAGUAUAUUACACCGUAAAAAAACACACACAACCUCACAUACACAGACUCAAGUCUUUUUUUUUUCUUUUUUGGAAAGAGUAGAUGGUCAUGUCUUCCUUAACAGUUAUGGUUUUGAACUGGCACACACAUACACAUGCAAACACAUACACAUGUGCGCUUCCAUACCUGCCUUUUUUACCUGGAAGGAAACUCAGCAACAACAGCUUUGUGAGCUUAACCAAACACGCCGAGUGUCUGUGACUGAGCAUGGACGAGUGUCUGUCUGGUGUGUGUGUGAGAGACUGAGUGUAGUAAGGGGCAUUCAGUACAGCCGUUUCACCAUCUUGCUAGCCAUACACUAUUUCCAUGUGCGACCGAGGUCAUUGUGCGCUGGUUCUACACUCGGGGCUCGAAUCUGUGACCACCCUGCAAACGUCUUGGGAGGCAUGUGUGGCGGACACGCUAAGUUCGCUAAGUUCACUAGCUCAGUCACCACCAGUGUAUCUGCAUGAGGCUUCAGGAGGAAGGAUCGCUAAUGUGCUACUGCUGAACUCCGCUAGUUGGCAUCUGUUACACAUGUCGCAUUGCUCAGCGACUGUAGGCCAUGGUCCCACCGCAUCCCCGCACUCGUAGGCAGCAUCUCAUUUGUUUUGUCUGUUCAUAGGGAUUUCGGUUCCCAUCUGCAACCUGCUCUCUUUAAGCAUCAUCAGGUGUGCUCUACUCUCCAGUCGACUGCAUGGACAUUAAAACCCUCUCGUAACCAUUAUGCACUAGUCCAUGCCAGAUGAAGGACAAAGUAGUUGAGCACUGUUUAAUAGAUGUGCUACACUGAAAACAAAGACAAACAGAGAUAGCCAAUAUUUAUAUCAAAAUGUACUUAUUUUAUGAAAGUAUAUUGUGUGGGUCUGCAAUGAUAUAGGUCUAGAAGAAGGAGUACAUGUUAGUAUAUUCUGUUGGACUGAGGAGAAC
Engraulis encrasicolus (European anchovy) is the source of this 6306-nucleotide messenger RNA. It is a transcript of the gene socs5b, whose product is annotated as suppressor of cytokine signaling 5b. Gene Ontology annotation, molecular function: 1-phosphatidylinositol-3-kinase regulator activity. Bases 579 to 2627 code for a protein of 682 amino acids. NCBI's taxonomy places the organism in Eukaryota, Metazoa, Chordata, Actinopteri, Clupeiformes, Engraulidae. The record is from RefSeq and is a predicted model, not a curated record. Gene Ontology annotation, cellular component: phosphatidylinositol 3-kinase complex. Gene Ontology annotation, biological process: intracellular signal transduction; phosphatidylinositol phosphate biosynthetic process. The transcript is spliced from 3 exons.